Melitaea cinxia (Glanville fritillary) is the source of this 1421-nucleotide messenger RNA. Its product is annotated as putative phosphatidate phosphatase. The transcript has 6 exons. Gene Ontology annotation, biological process: phospholipid dephosphorylation; phospholipid metabolic process; signal transduction. NCBI's taxonomy places the organism in Eukaryota, Metazoa, Arthropoda, Insecta, Lepidoptera, Nymphalidae. Gene Ontology annotation, molecular function: phosphatidate phosphatase activity. The coding region runs from base 26 to 892 and encodes 288 amino acids. The record is from RefSeq and is a predicted model, not a curated record.
AAGGGGCUACGUACGAACGGCUAAGAUGUCGAAGGAGGCUUCGACGCAUAUUAUUAGAAAAUUCAUCAUUGACGUAAUAUUAAUAGGAAUAUUGACCGCUGGUAUAUAUAUAACACAGUCAGUAUGGGUGAAGUUCGAGCGAGGUUUCUUUUGCGGAGACGAAACUCUUAUGUUCCCUUACAAGGAUGAUACUGUAACCGUUCCUGUGCUCAGGAUAGUUGGCCUAGGAUUGCCUAUAUUUGCUUUCCUAGUCUGCGAGUGGAUAUUGCUACGCAAAGAGACGGACAACAAACGGGUACUGCGAGUAUACAUACCGGCGUGGGUCCGUGGCUUUUAUUGCCCUCUGGCAUCAUUCGCUUAUGGUGCCUGCUUCAUCGAACUAAUCACUAAUAUUGCCAAGAACGUAAUUGGAAGACCGAGGCCACAUUUCUUUGAUCUAUGCAAACCCUCAGUCGACUGCAGUUCAGAAGCAUGGCAGAAGCGUUAUAUACAGCCAAAUGAGUAUAAAUGCUUAGGAGAAAAUACAGAGAAGUUCACAGACAUGCACAUGUCGUUUCUCAGCGGACACUCAUCUUGGGCUGCCUUCACCAUGUUCUAUUUGGCUUUUUACUUAGAGAAAAGAAUGGUGUGGCGUGGGACUCGUGUAUUGCGUCACACCCUACAGUUCGCAGCUGUCAUGCUGAGCUGGUUCACGGCUCUCUCAAGAGUUUCAGACUUCAAGCAUCAUUGGAGCGACGUUCUUGCGGGCUACUUCGUUGGACUAACACUUGCUGUGCUCGUGUGGAUAUGGGGAACAGACAUCUUUGAACCGAAAAAAGAACACAAAGCCAUUCUACAGCAAGACUUAGCCCCUUUGCAAGACAUCAAGACUUACGAAAUCGAGCAUCAGUGAAAUUUUUAUACAUAUUGAAGUGAUUUUUUGCUUGAUUAUUGCUAAGAGCUUGAAGAAUCUACAUUUAAAUAAUAUUGUGUAGUUUCUGUGCUUAUAUUCUAUGCGCGAUGUAUACCAAAUCUUUUAAGGAUCUCAAUAAAUUUAAAAUUAAUUAUAUAAAAAGCGCCUGUAGAAAUAUUUUUAGCAAAUUGCUUUUAUUUAUUCUUUAAAAAAAAUCUCUCUUAUUUAUGACAAUGUAUUACGAAGUAUUUAUAAAACUGUUAACGUAUAUCACAAUAAUAUACAUUUUUUUUUUGUUUUAUAAACACUGUAAAUAAUGAAAUUCUAUUUAAUAUCAGAUUUUCCUUUUAAGUUACAAUAAGUUUUGAGUUUACUCAGUAUUCUCAGCUAUUUAAAUUCAUUUAAAAUUACUAAAUAUAAUAAAUUAAUAUAAGUUAGAAAAAUAUAACUUUUACUUCAUGCUACUUUGGCCACCCGUUGAUGUCUUUUGUAUAACAUUUUUAAAAAUAUACUGAUGAAAGGCGUAAAA